This is a messenger RNA of Vitis vinifera (wine grape), 3497 nucleotides long. RefSeq names its product nucleolar complex-associated protein 2. Bases 935 to 3169 code for a protein of 744 amino acids. Gene Ontology annotation, cellular component: Noc2p-Noc3p complex; nucleoplasm; nucleolus. Gene Ontology annotation, biological process: ribosomal large subunit biogenesis. The record is from RefSeq and is a predicted model, not a curated record. The transcript is spliced from 11 exons. Lineage: Eukaryota; Viridiplantae; Streptophyta; Magnoliopsida; Vitales; Vitaceae.
AUCCCUAAAACGGCCCUAUUUUCCUCUGCCACUCUCAAUACUCGCAGGUACUAAUCUAAUCAUGUUAUUAUUUUUUUGUUUUGCAAGCCCCGUUUGAUUCCCAAGAACAUCCAUCCCCCAUUCUAUUUCCGGAAAAAUUCAUCCUCGUUUGAUUUCCGAGAAAAUCCAUGCAAAACCCCCAAGGAAAACCAAAAAAAUUGCUUUUCUUUUGCUCCCUGUGUUUUCUGGAUCUGUUCUAGGGGUCUCUUUGCUGUUGUGCCAGGCUGAAAAACAUAACCUCUGCCUGCAAAUCAUGAUCAGAUUACCAACUAGCAUCUUAUGUUUUUUCAAAAAAAAAAAAAAAAAGGACAGAUUUUGUAUCCUGUGCGCGGGCUGGACUGGCAGGAAAUAUCGGGAAAUUUCCCGAAAAAUCGGUAAAAAUACCGAUAAAAUACCGAAAUAUCGGUGAUAUUUUCGGCGGUUUUUUGAUAUCCUCCUCCGGCAACUCCGCGUGUCGCGAGCGCGAUUUAUCGGUUCUAGACCGAUAUAUAGCCGAUUUUGUCGAUUUUUUGCCGAUAUUAAUCUCGAUAAUUGGUGUUGAAUUUCGUUUCAAGGCCGCCGACAUCCGAUAUAUCGGCGAAAUAUCGCCGAUAAAAUCCGUAUAUUUGUACAUUAAAUAAAUAAAUAAAACUAAAAGAUUAAAAACCCUUCCAUCCUAAAACGCAACUAUGGGUUUGACUGUUUGAGAGUUAGCUUACAACCUAAUUACAAAAAGGAGUUAUUUGGUCACUUUGCACGGUUUAGGGGGUUUAGGGUUUGCCGCAGAAGACGCCCCAAACUUCAUUUAGAUAAAAGCAUUCAAUCCGUCUUCCCAACCGCGCCGUUUCGACUGAUCUUCUCAGUUCAAGUCAAGAGUUCAAAUUGUGAAGUAACAAGGGAAGAGGAGGAAGAAGGCAUGGAAAACAGUAUGACAUCAAAAUCUCAAAGUAAAGCAAGAGAGCAUAUGAAGGAAUUAGAAAGACUUCAGGAAAAGGACCCAGAAUUCUAUCAAUUCUUGAAAGAGCAUGAUAAGGAGCUUCUAGCAUUUAAUGAUGAGGGCAUUGAUGAAGACGAUGAAAUUGACAUGGAAGAUGAUGACAUUGACAUGGAAAAUGCAGAAAUACCAGAAGAUGAUGAAGCUGAUGCAAGUGACUUGGAAAAGGUGGCUAAUAAAGCAGAAAAUGAAGAUAAAUCAUCUAAAAAUGUUAUCACGACUGAAAUGGUGGAUUCCUGGUGUAACUCAAUUCGAGAAAAUGCAAAAUUAGGUGCUAUCCGUUCACUUAUGAGAGCUUUUAGGACUGCUUGCCACUAUGGUGAUGAUGAGCAGGAUGAGUCUUCGACAAAGUUCAAUAUCAUGUCUAGUGGUGUCUUCAACAAAAUAAUGCUAUUUGUUCUAAGUGAAAUGGAUGGAAUUCUUCGAAGUUUGUUGAAACUCCCAACUUCUGGAGGGAAGAAAGAGACCAUAAACAAUCUAAUGGGCACAAAACAAUGGAAGGACCACAACCAUUUGGUGAAGUCAUAUCUUGGAAAUGCUUUACACAUUUUGAACCAAAUGACUGAUAUGGAAAUGAUAUCAUUUACUUUACGGCGCCUCAGAUAUUCAUCGAUAUUUUUGACUACUUUCCCAAGUCUCCUAAGGAGGUACAUUAAGGUUACACUUCAUUUUUGGGGUACAGGAGGAGGUGCCCUUCCUGUUGUCUCCUUUCUAUUUAUAAGAGACUUAUGCAUUCGCCUUGGUUCUGAUUGUUUAGAUGAGUGCUUCAAAGGGAUAUACAGGGCCUAUGUUUUAAACUGCCAGUUUGUCAAUGCUGUGAAAUUACAACAUAUUCAGUUUCUUGGGAAUUGUGUCAUUGAACUUCUCGGGGUGGACCUACCAAUUGCAUAUCAACAUGCUUUUGUUUUCAUUCGGCAAUUGGGAAUGAUCUUACGGGAAGCUCUUAAUAUGAGAACUAAGGAAGCAUUCCGAAAGGUUUAUGAAUGGAAAUUCAUAAACUGCCUUGAGCUUUGGACCGGAGCUGUCUGUGCCUAUGGUUCAGAGGCUGAUUUUAGGCCACUCGCUUAUCCACUGACUCAGAUAAUUUCUGGAGUUGCUCGUUUGGUUCCAACUGCUCGAUACUUCCCCCUUAGAUUGCGGUGUGCUAGAAUGCUAAAUCGAAUUGCUUCUUCUACUGGUACUUUUAUACCUGUUUCUCUACUCCUUUUAGACAUGCUGGAGAUGAAAGAAUUGAAUAAGCCCCCCACUGGAGGAGCUGGCAAAGCUGUUAAUUUGCAAUCUGUACUGAAGGUGAGCAAACCAACCCUAAAGACACGAGCAUUUCAGGAGGCAUGUGUGUUUUCUGUGGUUGAAGAGCUUGCUGAACAUUUAGCUCAAUGGAGCUAUUCUGUUGCUUUCUUGGAGUUAUCUUUUAUUCCAGCUGUGCGAUUACGUAGUUUUUGCAAAGCUACUAAAAUCGAGAGGUUCCGGCGAGAAAUGAGACAGCUAAUUCAUAAUAUUCAGGCCAAUUCUGAAUUUACAAAUGAAAGGCGUAUGUGUAUUUCUUUUCUUCCAAAUGAUCCUGCUGCAACAACUUUUCUUGAGGCUGAGAAAAAGUCAGGAGCAAGCCCUCUAUCACAGUAUGUUGCAACUCUACACCAAAGAGCACAGCAAAGGAAUGAGUCAUUGAUGGGAUCCAGUGUUCUUGUGGGUUCUCGCUCCUCCAUAUUUGGAAAUAAGAUGUCCGAACAUGAUGAAGAUGAUACCAUGAAUGAGGAUGGUGCUGCUGUCUUUAAUUCUUCUUGGUUUCCCGGAAGUGAUUCCAAGGCUAAGCUAUCAAAAGAGGGGAAAAAGAAGAAAAAGAAGAAGAUGCAGGAGAAGCAGGAAGAGGCAAUCACAGAUGAUGUUGUGGAGGACCUUAUCCUUAGUUCAGAUGAAGAUGGAUCAUUAAAUGACACUUCUUCUGCCGGGGAAGAAGAUGAGGAAGCAAAAUCAGUGCCCUCAAAACAGCAGCGCAAGAAGCAAUCUACCAUUGACAUGCCCUCUUCAGGGAACAAAGAUAAAGCAAAACCAACACUUCCAAUGAAGAAGAGCAAGAAGCGGAAACCAUCUACAGGAGUGUCAAAAAAGGAUAUACAUAUUCAUAAAAAGUCAAAGAAGAGGAAGAAAACUAAUUGAUAAGGCACAUGAGAAGGUACAUGAGUAAACGUGUUGUCAGUUUGAUCUUUUCGUUACUAAUUUUUCAUUUUUGCAUUUGUUUCUUCCUAGGAAUUUUUUCAAAAUAGUCUUUGUCUGAAUUUUUCUAUAAGCCUGUUUUAUGGAGGAGCUUUUGGUAGCUUACCCAAAAUUUUGUAUGAGAUGUUCAAACAUGGAUUUCUUCCACCGUUGACCUUUAAAACUUAGUGUGAGUUUGGUAGGUAGGAAUAGGAAUGAGAAUGGAUGUGAAUCACUAUACCAUCUUGAGGAAAGGAAUCAAAAUGCUGAUAAGAUUAGGAUUUGGUUUUCA